Lacerta agilis (Sand lizard) is the source of this 1479-nucleotide messenger RNA. It is a transcript of the gene LARP6, whose product is annotated as La ribonucleoprotein 6, translational regulator. The record is from RefSeq and is a predicted model, not a curated record. Gene Ontology annotation, molecular function: mRNA binding. Lineage: Eukaryota; Metazoa; Chordata; Lepidosauria; Squamata; Lacertidae. The transcript is spliced from 3 exons. Bases 290 to 1423 code for a protein of 377 amino acids. Gene Ontology annotation, cellular component: nucleus.
CCCAGGCCAAGUGACACUUGUAAGACAACAGCACUUGAUGAAUCAUAUCUCUGGUGUGCCAUCCGUUUAUCAAGACCUGGCAUAAUUCCAUCACUUAACAAAGUGGUUUUUGCUACCCUUGAGGACUAGAGAGAGCAGUGGUGAGAAUGACGGGGAUGACUUUGGCCACAACUGGAAACCUCCAGAGCAGGAGCUGAUUGUGAAGCUGGUGGCCCAGAUUGAGUAUUACUUCUCAGAUGAAAACCUUGAAAAAGAUGCCUUUCUCCUGAAGCAUGUUCGGAGGAACAAGAUGGGAUACGUCAGUGUCAAACUCCUGACAUCUUUCAAAAAGGUAAAACACUUGACCCGUGACUGGAGAACCACAUCUUAUGCCCUAAAAUAUUCUGAUGUUUUGGAGCUGAACGAAGACAAUAGGAAGGUCCGUCGUAACACUCCUGUCCCCGUCUUCCCUAGUGAGAAUCUCCCAAGCAAGAUGCUGCUUGUCUAUGACAUCUGCUUGGUUUCUGAUCUCCAUCCUCCAGAUGGAGGGCAAGAGAAUGGAUGUGUUCAAGAGAAGAUAAUGGAGCAUCUCCUCAAAGCCUUUGUCAGGUUUGGCGUCAUCUCGUCGGUUCGCAUCCUCAAGCCUGGUCGGGAUCUUCCACCAGAUAUCAAGAGAUUCAGCAGCCGAUACAGCCAAGUGGGAACCAAAGAAUGUGCGAUCAUCGAGUUUGAAGAGGUAGAUGCUGCUAUCAAAGCUCACGACUCAAUGUGCAUCCGGGACAACGAAACUGCCAUGAAGGUUAUCCUCAUUGGAAUGAAGCCUCCAAAAAAGAAGGUCCUCAAAGACAAGAACCGUGAAGAAGAUUCCAGCAAAGCUCUCAGCAAAACACGUUCAGUGAACAAGAGGGUUGAAGAACUUCAGUUCAUUGGUGAUGAAUCUUCAGCCAACAGCUCCUCCGAGCCUGAGAGCAACCCAGCAUCACCAAUGUCUGGGCGCAGAAGCAACUCUUCCAACAAAUUGAGUCUUUCUGCCUACCAGAACAAUCAUCUUAGCCCAAACGUGUCUCCAAGAUCCAGCCCUUGGAGCAGCCCUUCUGCAUUGCGCAAAGUGUCCAGGAUGUCCCCACUUGCCGGAGAAGGAAGGCUUAGCCUGAGCACCAGCCCUGAGACAUCAGGGAGAUACGUGGAUUAUUCCUCGGACAGUAGUGUUACUCCUUCCAGCAGCCCGUGGGUCCAGAGGCGGCGACAAGCUCAGACUCUGACACAAGAGAAAAGUCCUGUAGGCAGCCCAAUGCAGAGUCCAAAAAUACAGAAUGCAGUUGGGUUACCCGUCGGCGUCCUGCGUCUGCCCAGGGGCCCUGAUGGUACGAAGGGAUUCUAUAACAGCCACGAAAGGAAUAGGCCCACAAAGAAUGAAGAAGCUUCGUGUGGUGCAUCAAACUGAUGGACUACUCCAGUGUUGUCCUCCUCAAGGACUUGCAUCAUUGUAGUAUUUUCAUU